Corylus avellana is the source of this 926-nucleotide messenger RNA. RefSeq names its product Pathogenesis-related thaumatin superfamily protein. The record is from RefSeq and is a predicted model, not a curated record. NCBI's taxonomy places the organism in Eukaryota, Viridiplantae, Streptophyta, Magnoliopsida, Fagales, Betulaceae.
AAUCAAAAUGAAGUUGCCAGAGCUGGUUGCUGCUUUCUCUGUCUUCCUAGUUUGGCAUUUUCAGCUAUCUGCAGGGAAUGCAGCAGCAAGUCAAAUUGCAUUUUACGUGCACAACAAAUGCCCCUUUCCCAUAUGGCCUGCAACAGCAUCAAAUGUUGGCUACCCGGUGAUAGCUGACGGCGGCUUCAACCUCUCCCCGGGCCAGACGCAACGCAUUUACGCCCCACUAACAUGGAGUGGCAGGAUUUGGGCCAGAACAGGCUGCAAAUUCACUGCAAAUCCCGCCUGCGACACAGGCGAUUGCGAUGGGCGACUGGCGUGCAAGGGACUUAUAGGCACUCCCCCAGCCACACUGGUGGAAAUUUCAGCACAGGAAGGCAAGCCAACUUUUUAUGAUGUGAGCUUGGUUGAUGGGUACAACAUCCCUGUUUCCGUCUGUUCAAAGCAAUUAUCACCAAGUUGUAUCAUCAAAGGGUGCUCGAAAAAUGUGAACAGCUUGUGCCCACAAGAGCUCCAGGUCUUGAACAAAAAUGGGGAAGUGGUGGCGUGCAAAAGUGGUUGCUUGGCUUUUGAUCUCGACAAAUUUUGUUGCAGAAAUGAGUAUGGAAGCCCAGGGAAAUGCAAGGCUAGCGUCUACUCAAAGAUAUUUAAGGAUGCUUGUCCUUCUUACUACAGCUUUGCUUUCGACAUGCCCCCACCAUUGGUGAACUGUUCCUCUAGAGAGUAUGUGAUAACCUUCUGUCCGUCGGGUAGUGCAUACGCAUCCACAUAGUGUUAUUAUCUUAUGAUUGUCUGACAUUUAUGUCAUGGUGACUAAAAUAAUGGUGUGGUCCGUGAGUGGUUUUUAUAUUUAUAACCCUAUUUAUAAAGAAACUAGCCUUUUGACUAGUUUUGAUAAUGUGUAUUGGUGCAGGUGAGAAAUAUAC